UUCGCAGCCGGAGCCCCAGGCGAUGUGGGAGCCUCGCGGAGCAGAGGCGUACGCGGCGGCCCUAGGCGGCGCACUCUUUCUGCUGCUAUUCGCCCUUGGGGUUCACCAGCUGCUAAGGCAGAGGCGGCCGGUGGGAUUCCCACCGGGACCGCUGGGGCUGCCAUUCAUCGGCAAUAUCUAUUCCCUGGCUGCCUCUCCCGAGCUCCCCCACGUCUACAUGAGAAAGCAGAGCCAGGUGUAUGGCGAGAUCUUCAGUUUAGAUCUUGGAGGCAUAUCAACUGUGGUUCUAAAUGGCUAUGAUGUAGUAAAGGAAUGUCUUCUUCAUCAGAGUGAAAUAUUUGCAGACAGACCCUGCCUUCCUUUAUUCAUGAAGAUGACAAAAAUGGGAGGCUUACUCAAUUCCAGAUAUGGCCGAGGAUGGGUUGAUCAUAGAAGAGUGGCUGUAAAUAGCUUUCGCUCUUUUGGAUAUGGCCAAAAGUCUUUUGAAUCUAAAAUCUUAGAAGAAACCAAAUUUUUCAUUGAUGCUAUUGAAACAUACAAAGGUAGACCUUUUGACCUUAAACAAUUAACAACAAAAGCUGUUUCAAACAUCACCAACCUGAUCAUUUUUGGAGAGCGAUUCACUUACGAAGAUACUGAUUUCCAGCACAUGAUUGAAUUAUUUAGUGACAAUGUGGAGCUAGCUGCCAGUGCCUCAAUCUUCCUGUAUAAUGCCUUUCCGUGGAUGGGCAUCUUACCAUUUGGAAAACAUCAGCAGCUGUUUAGAAAUGCAGCUGUGGUUUAUGACUUUCUCUCAAGGCUUAUUGAAAAAACUUCUGUUAACAGAAAGCCUCGGUUACCUCAGCAUUUUGUCGAUGCUUAUUUAGAUGAACUAGAUCAAGGCAAAAAUGACCCAUCAUCUACCUUCUCCAAAGAAAACCUAAUUUUCUCAGUAGGUGAACUCAUCAUUGCUGGAACGGAAACUACAACCAAUGUUCUCCGGUGGGCAGUUCUUUUCAUGGCCCUUUAUCCUAACAUUCAAGGACAAGUUCAGAAAGAAAUUGAUUUAAUAAUAGGCCCCAAUGGGAAGCCUUCUUUGGAUGACAAAUGCAAAAUGCCUUAUACUGAGGCGGUUUUGCAUGAAGUUUUAAGAUUUUGUAAUAUAGUUCCACUUGGGAUUUUCCAUGCAACUUCUGAAGAUACAAUUGUACGUGGCUAUUCCAUUCCUAAAGGCACAACAGUAAUUACAAAUCUUUAUUCUGUACACUUUGAUGAAAAGUACUGGAGAGAUCCAGAAGUGUUCUAUCCUGAGCGAUUUCUGGACAGCACUGGACAUUUUGCCAAGAAGGAUGCUUUGAUUCCUUUUUCCCUGGGGAGAAGACACUGCCUUGGAGAACAGCUGGCCCGGAUGGAAAUGUUCUUGUUUUUCACCACAUUGCUUCAGCAGUUCCACCUGCACUUUCCACAUGAAUUACUUCCAAACCUUAAGCCCAGAUUAGGCAUGACAUUGCAACCCCAGCCCUACCUCAUCUGUGCUGAAAGACGUUGAAUGCUUGAGUGUUUGCAAGAGCAAAACUGUGUGCCUCAUCUCUGAACCUUGUUAAAUCAAUGUGUGUGUUUGGACAAAGGUCACAUUAUCAUAAAGCCAA
Molecule: messenger RNA, 1628 nt
Organism: Chrysochloris asiatica (Cape golden mole)
Lineage: Eukaryota; Metazoa; Chordata; Mammalia; Afrosoricida; Chrysochloridae
Product: vitamin D 25-hydroxylase-like
Exons: 5
Coding region: 23-1528 (501 amino acids)
Biological process (GO): xenobiotic metabolic process
Cellular component (GO): intracellular membrane-bounded organelle; cytoplasm
Molecular function (GO): oxidoreductase activity, acting on paired donors, with incorporation or reduction of molecular oxygen, reduced flavin or flavoprotein as one donor, and incorporation of one atom of oxygen; heme binding; iron ion binding
Source: RefSeq, a predicted model, not a curated record